AUUGCUCCAAACAAAAAAGAAAAAAUGCAGUCAAUGUUGAACCUGCAUGCUAUUAAUGGUGUUCCUCUAUGCCUUUGUGGGAUCACAAACCCUCUUUCCCUCUCUAAAGAGAUGGCAGAUCAUGAACGGAGAAGGAAGGCCAUGAAGAAGCAAAGAUCAUCAUCAUCAAUGGCCAGAGAAAGUGUUGUUGUGCAUGCAAAUCAAGAACAAAUGGUGGGUACUCUUUGGAAUUUUGAGACGGAUUCUUCUUCUUCAUCAUGCAUAAUCAUGAUGACGAUGAUGAUCUUUCACAUAGUACUAGUUGUUGUUACCUUGGUUCAACAGGAAAAGCUGCAUAGCCUUAAUUAGUUUAAUUCACACCAGCUAGAAUCUCUUCCAUUUAGUUGUUUUUCUCACUCUCUAUUUCUAUUAUAUUAUUAUUAUUUUUAAUUUGUCAUUUGUUUUUUAAUUAUGUGGG
This is a messenger RNA of Arachis stenosperma, 457 nucleotides long. RefSeq lists its product as uncharacterized. The record is from RefSeq and is a predicted model, not a curated record. The coding region runs from base 25 to 348 and encodes 107 amino acids. The transcript is spliced from 2 exons. Lineage: Eukaryota; Viridiplantae; Streptophyta; Magnoliopsida; Fabales; Fabaceae.